Molecule: messenger RNA, 2654 nt
Organism: Symbiodinium sp. CCMP2456
Lineage: Eukaryota; Dinophyceae; Suessiales; Symbiodiniaceae
Source: the annotation of a GenBank genome assembly
GUAGGUGAAGACGUGAAGAAGGACCAGGUGAUUGCCACCAUUGAGACCGACAAGGUCACAGUGGAUGUCAAGGCGCCGCAAGAUGGCCGGCUCCUGGAAAUCAAGAUCCAGGCUGAUGAAAAUUGCGAAGUCGGCCAGGUGCUAGCAGUUCUCGGGCCUCCGGGCGAGGGUGCGCCAGCUGCAGCCGAGGCGGCGGCCCCGGCGGCAGCCGCCCCUGCAGCAGCGCCGGCAGCGAAAGCUGGGCCAAAGGUUGAUGUCGCUGUGCUUGAUCUGGGCGGCGAGAGCAUCACCGAGGGAGCGAUUGCCGAGUGGACCGCCAAGGUCGGGCAAAACGUGAAAAAGGACCAGGUGAUAGCCACCAUCGAGACCGACAAGGUCACGGUGGACGUCAAGGCGCCACAGGAUGGCCAGCUCCUCGAGAUCAAGUGCCAGGCGGAGGAGACUGUCGCAGUCGGUCAAGUUCUAGCAGUUCUCGGGCCGCCUGGCGACGGCGCGCCUGUUGCAACCGAGGCUGCUGCCCCGGCCGCUGCAGCCGCAGCAGCGGCACCGAAGGCGGCGCCAAAGGCCGAAGGUUGGAAACUGGUGACGGGGCAGGGUUGCGACCCCUACCUCGUUGGCUACGUGACCUUUGUGGCCACCGACGCAGCAAAGGUUCUACAGGCAUCCGGCAAGAACGGCCUCUUCUCGGAGCCUUUAGCAAGAGAUCAGGCUUGCAAGCCUUUGGUCCAAUGGUGUGACACUGGGGAUCUGGUUGGGAUAGCCUACUUGCGGAGAUGCCUCCAGGAGGCUGCCGGCCAACCUCUGGCCUUGAGGAAGGGGCAGGGAGCAUGCAUAGGCAUCCGGGCAAAGUGCGGCGAACCGGUGCAGGCCAGGAACACCUGGCGCGUGAGAGGCGUCCCGAAGGCCCUGCUGGGGGCUGAUUUUCUCAAGGUCGAGGUUCUCAGCGAGGCUCAGGGCAGUAGGCCGUGGCUCAUUCGAGCGGAGCAAACCAACGACCGCGGUGAGCUUGCGAUGUUGGUGGAAGCCGGUGACAAGACCUUGCGCAUAGAAAGGGUCAUCGGCAGGCAGAAGGCGGGCAACUUCUCGGAGAAACAGUGGCUGCCGCCACGGCAAGGCAAGGGAAAGGCUCAGGGUAAAGGCAAGGCGACUGAGGCCAGGUCCGAUCCCGCGCACACACCCAUGACACUUGACCUCGAGGACGACGAGGAGAGGGCGCGGAGCACCGCCGCAGCCGCCGCAGACGGCCUGCACCAACAGGCCACAGGGCAUUGCUUUUUCAAUUGCGUCACUGCGGGCUUUGUCCUGAAGACCUCACGGUCUGCUUUCGAAGACAUCAAGGAUGACUUGAAUGCCAAAGGCCGUGGGCUGCGCAGCCGCGUGGCCUCUUACAUCCAGGGACAUGAGGACCGCUUUAGGCCGUGCUUCGAACCGAGCUGUGUGAGCCCUGACUCUGCAGACACAGCCGCGGAGGCGGCUCACUUGAAAACCAUGGAGGACGGUGCGCCCCCGAGCACUUGGCAGGAGUACUUGGCGGCCAUCUGGCGUCCUGCAAGAUGGGCCGAUGAAAUCAGCUUCAGGGCUGCUGCGGCAUUGCUGGGAAUCUCCCUGCAGUUGGUGUGCGGCAAAUUGGAGAAGCCAGACCAGGUGCUCUCUUACACGAACCCUAAGUCGGCGACCACCAUUUUCCUGCAUUACUCCCUUGGGCACUACACUCUCCUUAUCCCGAGGGGAGACAAGUUGCCUCACUACAUCAACCAGGAGGCCGCUGCACAAACAGCCUCACAGGCAUUCGCCCCCCGGGGGGGUGGCAAACGGCACCACGGAGCGCCUCAGGCCCCUGCACUCAACAACGCGGACGACUCUUGGAUCCCUGCACAUGUGUCCUCUGAGGAUGAGAGUGCUCCACAGCAGCCUGCACCCAGGCCCGACAAGCCACGGCCAGCGAGUGUUAAGCGCACAGGCCUUGGUGCACAACGUGUUGGAACGGCUGGAAGCCAGCCACGGCAACAUAGAGCCAAGGGCAAGCGCAUGCCUCGUCCGACCGCGCAGCAGCGCAGCCUGCGCAUGAAGGGCAUCUCCACUGCAGUGAGCAAGGCUCGCCAAAAACACUGCACGGUAGGCCGGAAAAAGCAAUGGACCUGCAACAUCUGCAAUUUGGAGGUCAAGGCAGGCUCCAUGAGACAGCUGUCGAUUAGCCGCUAUGGGCACAUUAAGCGAGUGCACCCACGAGUGCCCCUCACCGACAUCAGGUCAAUCAUUCCGGUGGUGCCGACCGUCUUGGACACGGCACAGCCUGCCUGGAUGUGUGGCUACUGCCAUACCUUCUUGCCAAGGUUAGCCUCGCCUUGCGCAGUGAACAAGUCAGCCAAGGCUCACCUUAAGCGCUGUGACCUCGCUCCCGCCGAGGCCACCCUGACCCAAAACCUCAGACAAAUCCUGACGGCUGCAGGCAUCGUACCCCCAGCCCGGGGAGCUGAUCUGAGCCAGACUUUUGGGAGGAAGAUAGACCUUGAGCAGUACAGGCCAACCUCCAAGGAGCUCAAGGAACUGACCGCUGAGUGUAAACGGGACCCCUUGCCGCCCGUACGCCGCGCCUUGGCAAGCAGGCAUUGUGCUAUGCACGGCAGCCAGCAUAACCAGGGAAAGAAGCGAAG